This is a messenger RNA of Ylistrum balloti, 1221 nucleotides long. RefSeq names its product streptococcal hemagglutinin-like. Lineage: Eukaryota; Metazoa; Mollusca; Bivalvia; Pectinida; Pectinidae. The transcript is spliced from 2 exons. The record is from RefSeq and is a predicted model, not a curated record. Bases 1 to 1221 code for a protein of 406 amino acids.
AUGAUUGGAGGAAUCAAUGGCAACACGCCACCUUGCGGAGAAUCUAUUGGAACUGCUUUUGUGGCCGACCCGGAUCUUUCAAAAAGCGGUACAUCCGCUACAGUAAGUGGCCGACCGGGAUCUUACGACAACGGUACAUCCGCUACAGUAAGUGGCCGGCCGGGAUCUUACGACAGCAAUACAUCCGCUACAGUAAGUGGGCGGCCGGGAUCUUACGACAGCGGUACAUCCGCUACAGUAAGUAGCCGGCCGGGAUCUUACGACAACGGUACAUCCGCUACAGUCAGUGGCCGAUACGGAUCUUACGACAGCGGUACAUCUGCUACAGUAAGUAGCCGUCCGGGAUCUUACGACAACGGUACAUCCGCUACAGUAAGUGGCCGUCCGGGAUCUUACGACAACGGUACAUCCGCUACAGUCAGUGGCCGAUACGGAUCUUACGACAGCGGUACAUCCGCUACAGUCAGUGGCCGUCCGGGAUCUUACGACAACGGUACAUCCGCUACAGUCAGUGGCCGAUACGGAUCUUACGACAGCGGUACAUCCGCUACAGUCAGUGGCCGUCCGGGAUCUUACGACAACGGUACAUCCGCUACAGUAAGUGGCCGUCCGGGAUCUUACGACAGCGGUACAUCCGCUACAGUCAGUGGCCGUCCGGGAUCUUACGACAGCGGUACAUCCGCUACACUAAGUGGCCGUCCGGGAUCUUACGACAACGGUACAUCCGCUACAGUCAGUGGCCGUCCGGGAUCUUACGACAGCGGUACAUCCGCUAAACUAAGUGGCCGUCCGGGAUCUUACGACAGAGGUACAUCUGCUACAGUCAGUGGCCAGCCGGGAUCUUACGACAGAGGUACAUCCGCUACAGUAAGUGGCCGGCCGGGACCUUAUGACGGCGGUAUAUCCACUACAGUAAGUGGCCGACACCGAUCUUACGACAGAGGUACAUCUGCUACAGUAAGUAGCCGGCCGGGAUCUUACGACAGCGGUACAUCCGCAACAGUAAGUGGCCGGCCGGGAUCUUACGACAGUUGUACAUUUGCUACAGUGACAUCCGCUACAGUAAGUGGCCGGCCGGGAUCUUACGACAGUUGUACAUUUGCUACAGUAAGUGACCGGCCGGGAUCUUACGACAGUUGUACAUCCGCUACAGUAAGUGACCGGCCGGGAUCUUACGACAGAGGUACAUCCGCUACAACCAUCGGUAUAUGCGGUUUAUGA